GACUUUGUGAGUUUCUCUUUAUAAAAUUUCAUUUCACUUAGGUUGUUGUUAAUUCUUCUGUGAUGUUCGUCCCUUUCACCAUUUCUUAUCCUUAUUUCUGUGUUUAGUUAGCCAAAAUUUCAUUUGUGUUUUGAUUGUUGUUUUGGUUGAAGCUUUAAGAUAAUCGUUUUUCUCAUUUUUCUUCUCCCUCUUUCUUUUUUUUCUUCCACCAAAUCUGAAAAAAAAAAUGAGAGAAGGUGUUCUAAACAAGAAGAAAGUUAUGGGUAAAUAGGUAAGUGUAGUUUUCACAAAAAAAUUAAUAGCUUGGAUUCAAGUUUGCUCUAACGUGAAAGCUCCAAUUUAUGGCUUAAAGAAAACUCGCGUUUGGAAGCUAGAUCCACAUUUUAGAGAUUUGCUUUUGCGGUUACCAAACAUCAAAAAAUUGGUUAAAAUCACGUUUGGGUACGAGGACUUGCGCUUGGUGGUAAAAAACGCUGAACCAAACAAGCACCGAGUAAUUUUUCAAUCACGCGGUUUACCCCGGUUCAACUCGCACGUGCGACGCAAAUCCAGCACACGUUUCCAAGUCUUCUCUUUCUCUCAUUCGUUUAAACUCAUUCAGACCAAAAACAAAACUGUAGUCGUGUCUGCACUCUGCUCCGUUUUCUUCCUCCCCAGUCCGCCCACUUUCGCCGCCGUUACUUCUCACCUGCUAUGUCGAUCAAAACUAUAAAAGUCGGUAAUGUUUCCUUGGGAGCAUCUGAACAAGACCUUAAGGAGUUCUUUUCCUUUUCCGGUGACAUUGAAUAUGUUGAAAUGAAAAGUCAUGAUGAACGAUCUCAAAUUGCCUUUGUUACUUUCAAGGAUCCACAAGGUGCUGAGACUGCAGUACUACUAUCGGGAGCAACAAUAGUUGAUUUGUCGGUUAACAUAACUCUGGAUCCAGAUUACCGGCUUCCACCUGCUGCUCUGGCAUCAUCUGCCGCUGAGGGUAAAACUCCUGGUGGUGCCGACUCUGCUUUACGGAAGGCAGAGGAUGUGGUCACCAGCAUGCUUGCCAAGGGAUUUAUCUUGGGAAAAGAUGCUGUGAACAAAGCAAAGGGUUUUGAUGAGAAGCACCAGUUAACUUCAACAGCCUCAGCAAAAGUUACAUCUUUUGACCAAAAACUUGGACUUAGCGAGAAAUUAAAUGUUGGUGCAUCAGUUGUGAGUGGUAGAGUUAAAGAAGUGGAUCAAAAGUUUCAGGUUUCAGAAAAGACCAAAUCAGCAUUUGCAGCUGCAGAACAGAAAGUCAGUACCGCAGGGUCUGCUAUAAUGAAGAAUCGCUAUGUACUCACCGGGACUUCCUGGGUAACAGGUGCUUUCAGUAAGGUUGCUAAGGCAGCUGGGGAUGUAGGACAGAAAACAAAAGAGAAAGUGGAAAGUGCAGAAGAGGAACAGAAUCGAAAAGUUGAAGACCAGUAUGCACAGGUCCUUUCUGAGUCCCCGAAAGCGGCAGCAACAAGUGAACUGCACUCUUCCAAGCCUGCACCUGCUCAGGGUUUGAUCCUUUGAUUUACUUCUUGUAUACACCUUCUUUAAAACUCCUGCAAAUUGUUUCCAUGUGAUUCACAUUACAUUUAUAAGCAAAGAGAAACUGAAUUUAUAAACUUUAAAAUGAUAUGCUUUUUUUUUU
Molecule: messenger RNA, 1654 nt
Organism: Trifolium pratense (red clover)
Lineage: Eukaryota; Viridiplantae; Streptophyta; Magnoliopsida; Fabales; Fabaceae
Product: binding partner of ACD11 1-like
Exons: 5
Coding region: 694-1533 (279 amino acids)
Molecular function (GO): RNA binding
Source: RefSeq, a predicted model, not a curated record